UAACGCGCUCCUCGCGCCUUGUAUCAUUCGUACGGGCAAAGUUGCUUUUUUUCUCCGUGUGAUUUGGUGCUUCUCCUGUUCGCGGCUGGAUUGUCAUGGUGCUGAUGCGCGAGCGACUUUUUGAUAAGCUGCCGCGAGACUUCGCAGCAGUCACGGCUGCUCUCGAUGCCCGACUGUGUUAGGCCAGACGAGACGGUUGCAAUCGCGAACCUUGGCGUUUGUCGAAGUCUCCCUAUUUUUAAUGACGUGCCGUUCGCGAAAUGGAGAUAGAUCGAGCCGAUUCGUUGGAAUUUCUAUUGUUCGCGACGAGUGGCGUGCGAGCGCAGCUAGCAAUGAGAAUAAAGUGAAUUAGUUUUGACGGGCGUUCGAGUGCGUCCACGAGCAAUCGCGUCGCGUCCAUAAUGGAAAACAAUGCCGACAAACGAAAAAGCCAGUUUCGCAGAGCAAUAAUCGAUGUUCGACGGUAUACGCAUGUCGUACGGUUAGACGGGCAUUAGUCAGCCGCGAAAAGCAGAUGCCGGAAAGACCUCGACCUAAUGAGAUGUCGCGCGCACGCGGCCUGAUCGGACGCGCGUUAUCAUUCGCAAGCGCUCAUCAUGCGAAAUGCUCGUGGAACGAAAAUAAAAAGGAACGACGGAAUUUCGGGAAGAGCCGCUCUAUAGGAAAAAGAACGAAGAGAGGAGCUUUUAAAAAUAGGAUGCGCGAGAGAACGGUGCACGCCAGCUAUAUUUCUUCGAUCGCGCACGCGCAAGCUCUGCCGUUUUUUCGCCUACGGCCAAAUUGAAUUUGGCUAGGCCCAAUCGCGUCCCCCGCACAAAUGUUUAGCCUUCUCGCACUGUUCUCGCGCUGUUCUCUCACUGAGAUCCGCGCACUGGAUACAUACUAGCUCGCGUUACGCCGAGGUUACGGCUGCAGAGUGGACGGCAAUCGGCCACAUCGCCAUUGCUCGAACCCUCGGGCCGGCCGCGGCCGAGUUUGCUCUUUUGCACGGUCGCCGUUGCGUCGCUCAAUAGACCAUUGAAAAACACAGAAGCACAUAGACGCACGUCCUCUCCGAGAAGCCGGCGACGCGCGCACACCUACGUCGACUUAGGUCGAUUCUUGCAGCGGGCCGAAAAGCCUCGCCUGGUACCCGGACCAAUAUCCAGUGAAUCGAGGCGCGCUUUCGAGUGGAAAGUCGAUCGCAUCGCGAUUGAACGCGAGUCUACUCGGCAAUUGGAUUGCUUUUGGAAUAGCCGAGUCGGACGCGCGGACAGCGACAGCUCGGUUGCGUAUUACGCAAAGGCAGCCGCUCCGCCGUGAAAAGAUUCGACGCCGAGGUGGCGCAGCGCGCGGAUGCUUAUCAGAAAGAAUGCACCGUCAGCAGCGAUGAACUUGGGCGCCAAGACGGAGGCGACGAGGGCGCGCGACGAUUCGGUAAUCCGUCGUCGUGGCAAGUCCCGCGUGUCGACGCUCCUGCAGCGCAUCUCGUGGUGCGGCUGCGGGGCGGACUCGUCGCGAGUAGCGAGUCGUCCCAGGUCGCCGAACCUCGGCGCUCAGGCUACCUGGCGCUCGGGCUUGGUCGGCGUCGAGCCCACUUCCGGCGCCGCGACCUCUCUCCCGUCCGGUACGCCCGACCAGCCGUGCACGGCGCUUCGCAGCGACGUCGGCGAGCACUUUGAUUUGUCGUCGAUCAAAUUUAUCGACGAGGACGAGGACGAGGACGAGGACGACGAGGACAAGCUCACCGCCGAGCACACUGCCGAUAGCGAUGAAGUGUUGGAUGGGCCGAACAGCGGUGGCAUCGAGGACGCCUGGGUGAUCGCCGUCGAGAGAGGCGCGAGAGAACGUCUGAAAAGGUUGACUGCCGACAGGAAAAUCAGGCCCCGAGAUAUCCAGGCGAUAUUGCAUCAACAGUUCGAAGGUGGAGCCUCGACGAGCAAGGAGCACGCCACGGCCAAAGAUGCGACGAGCAGCGAGAUCACGGUGACACUCUCCGACAAGGACGCUGGGCUCUACCCGACGAGCAAGCUCAGCAACGGCACUGUUCCCAAGGGCGUCGGCGAGCACAGAAGCGCACUCGAGAAGCAGCAGAGCUGCCCCGAAGAUUCGGACCUUCAGGUGUCCGGUCUGCAGGUGGACGGCGUGCGAGCAAGCGAGCGUCGAGCCUCGAGCCCAUUCCAGAAUGGUCGUACGGAGGUGCUGAUCGGGGAACCGGAGGGUGGCCCGCGCUCGCCCCGGGGCUCCACAUCCUCGGCCGUCAAUGACGCUGGGCCUGACGACGAGCCCAUAGUCAGGUCACGAAAUCGGCCGAACAGUGGCGUGGCAGGCGUGCCGUCCGGCGUGCACCAGCAUCAGCAGCAGGUUGGCGGGGUUGCGGUCGAUCUAGGCAAAGUCGAGUCCGUGGGUCCCGAUGAGAUGUGGGCCCCGGGCUCGGGCCAUCACCGCGAGCUACCCGUCGACGUGCCCGACACGCUCCUCCAGCAGGCCUACCCCAACAACAACAAGGUAAUAAUAGCCAUGCCCCAACGGGCCGAGCCGCAAUCGCCAAACCCACGCCCGCCAAUCCCCAUUCCCCCCGUCGUCAGUCCCGAAGACCUGCAUCUCCACUUCGAGGACGACUUGGCUCGGCAUGACGGCGACGACGGCGACGACGACGACGACGACGACGACGACGGCGACGACGGCGACGAGGACGAGGACGAGGGCGAUCGCCACGAUCCCGUCAUCGCCAACGAGCGGAGGAUCGAGCUGGAUAUCGUGGAUCUUGACAAUCCGUUCGGCGACGAGGAGGACUUGACUGGUCACAAGGAGUCGAGCGUCGACGCGGACGAGGAUUAUCCGUUCGCCAAAGAGGAUUAUCCGACGAUGCUCAAGACCUGCAGCGACGACUCGGCCAGCCCGAGAAGUAGUUCCGGCAGAUCCGACAGCACGGCGCCCAUGGACAGCAGUCUGGUGCUGAGCAGCGCUACGAACAACGGCACCGCCUUCGACAAUCCCGCUUACGGCAUGACGGACGAGGUCGCCUUGCUCAUCGACGGACAAGACUCGAGCAAGCCGAACGCUCGCAAGCCGGCGCUCGAGAUCAGCGUCGACAGGAAGGCCUCCAACACGCCGAGCAACAGCACGCCCAAGAAGAAGAAGCGCCAGAGCGCGAGGAUCGGCGCCCCGGAGGCCGAGGAACUGCUUCGCGUCGGAUCCGCCGACGAGCUGUUGGGCGUGCAAUUGUCCUCCAUGCCGAGAGUCCGCAAGAAGAAGCAGCACUCGUCCAGCGGCUACUCGACGCUGAGAAGCGAUGCUUCCAACGAUUACGACCAAGUCGAUCACGCGUCCUUCCUCGUCGUCGGCGGCAGUUAUCGCGAAGUGGCGGUCGAUUGCCCGGCCGAUUUCGUGCCGGUGACGAAAAGCCAUCCCGUGUAUCCGCCACCGCAACCCACAAAAAAACGACUCCCCACCAACGCCAACACCACCACGCCCAGUAAAAAGGCCGGACUGAAUGGCGUCAAGCCGGCAAUUCCGCCUAGGGAUCAAAAGCGAGCGCCAGCAAGGCCACCGAAAGAUAACUUGCGUUUGUCCACGGCGAUCUCACCCAACAACAACAUCGAGGAGCCUGUCGCCGCAGUCGUCGAGCCACACAAGACUGAGCCUACCGAAAAGGAACUGUCAUCUAUCAAGAAGUUUCAGGAACAAAUACGAAAGCGAAAAGAUGAGGAGGAGCAGCAAGAGAUUCUCAAGCGGUCGCUACGCGGCUCGCGCAAGCUGCAGCUGCUGGAGAGCCACGCGACAACGCUGGCCGGCCAGGAGAAUCUGGCCUACGCUCAAGACGAGCCGCCCGCCGUAGCGACCAGCCUCAGGUCGGCCGCCAGCGCGGCGUCGCACGCUGCGGACACUGACGAGCCAGCGCGAUCGCUCACCUACGGCGAAGUGGUGGCCACGCUCGAGAGGCUUCAGCUGCAGCUACGAAACAUCAGCGGCAGCUUGGGCAUAUCGGGUCCGGGAGUCGAAGCCGAAAUCGAAGCUGUGAGGACGCUGCUUGGACAGAAGCGAUUCGCCAAUGCGCUGUCGACGCACCACGCGAUCAAGGCCAAGCUGCGCUCUGGCAAGAGCUUGAAACUUCACACGGACGACGCGUCCAGUCUCGCCAGAGAUUGCGUGGAGGUGCUGGAGCAAUGGACACAGGCAGCAGCAGCCGCGUCGGCAGCCAGCCAAGGCGAGAACAUCGCCGCGGCGGAGGAGCUCGUGGGCCUGCUCACCAGCUACGAGAUGGAAGGCUUGCUAAUCGCCCACGACUCGGCGGUGGUGCGCGUCGAGGGCUUGCAGCGCAAACCGAGCUCGCCAGGUGCGCACGGAAGCUCGCCGUCGCCCUCGCCCUCGCCGUCGCCGAGCUCCAAGGACUCGCGGUUGGCUGACAACAUCAAGAUUAUCAGGAUCGAGAAAACCAACGAGCCGCUUGGCGCUACCGUGAGGAACGAGGGCGACGCCGUUAUCAUCGGUCGCGUGGUGCGAGGUGGCGCGGCAGACAAGUCGGGUCUGCUGCACGAAGGCGACGAGGUGCUGGAGGUGAACGGCGUGGAGAUGCGCGGCAAGAGCGUGAACGAGGUCUGCGACAUACUCGCCGGUAUGCAGGGCAGCCUCACCUUCCUCAUACUUCCCGCGCCCACGCAGAGGAACAGCAGCCGCAAGGAGGACGCUCAGCAGGUAGGCCCACGCGAUCUCGCGCGAUUCCACGCGACGCGCUUGACAGUUACAGUAAGCGAGCCCAACGCCCAUUUUCAGAUCCACAACGUGAGAGCCCAUUUCGAUUACGACCCGGAGGAGGACCCCUACAUCCCGUGUCGAGAGCUCGGCGUUAGCUUUCAGAAGGGCGACGUUCUGCACGUGAUUUCGCAGGAGGAUCCAAACUGGUGGCAGGCUUACCGAGAGGGCGAAGAAGACCAAGCGCUCGCCGGCUUGAUACCCAGCAGAGCGUUCCAGCAUCAGCGCGAAUCGAUGAAGCAGACAAUAGCUGGUGACAAAUCGACGGUGCGCGGAACGAAGAAAUCCAGCACUCUGCUGUGCGCCAGAAAGAAUCCAAAGAAAAAGAAGAGGGGCAAAUUCGGCAAUCUCAACGACGACGGCUAUCCUCUUUACGCGACCUCCUUGAUCGACGAUUACGACAGCGAGGAAGUGCUAACGUACGAAGAAGUGGCCUUAUACUAUCCCAGGGCCAACCACAAAAGGCCCAUAGUGUUGAUCGGUCCGCCCAAUAUCGGUAGGCACGAGCUUCGCCAGCGAUUGAUGCAAGACAGCGAAAAGUUUGCAGCUGCAAUUCCCCACACGAGUCGACCGCGAAAGGACACAGAAGUGGACGGCCAGGACUAUCACUUCAUAUCGCGGCAGCAAUUCGAGUCGGAUAUCCUGUGCCGUAAAUUCGUGGAACACGGCGAGUACGAAAAAGCUUAUUAUGGCACAUCGGUCGAGGCCAUACGUACGGUCGUGAAUAGCGGUAAAAUUUGCGUGCUAAACUUGCACCCGCAAUCCUUAAAAAUACUUCGCAAUUCCGAUCUGAAACCAUACGUCGUGUUCGUCGCGCCACCGAGUCUCGAGAAGUUGAAGCAGAAGAGGAUAAAGAACAACGAGGCCUACAAAGAAGAAGAGCUCAAAGAUAUUAUCGAGAAAGCACGAGAAAUGGAAGAUAAGUAUGGCCAUUUGUUCGACAUGAUCAUUAUCAACAAUGACACCGAUCGGGCAUACAAUCAACUGCUCUCCGAGAUCAACUCGCUCGAACGCGAACCCCAAUGGGUACCUGCCUCCUGGGUGCAGUAGACACACACCCACACUAGCGCUCAGUUAUUUUUGCAUAACUUGCGCCAAGAACAUUGAUCGACGACAGCAAACAAUUGUGCGCGUGUGUGUGGUGUACGUAUGUGUGCGUGUGUGUGCGUGUGCGUGCGUGUGCGUGCGCGUGUGUGUGUGUGUGCGUGUGUAUGUGAAAGAAAACGCAUAUACUUAUAUAUAAUUUUAGACACGUUACUCACGGGUGUUUUUUUCUUCUUUUUUUUACUACUCCAGAGUAAUUGUAUAUAUUCGUACGUAGGCAAUGUUUCAUGGGUUACAACGCGACUGUUGAUAAUGUUUAUUGUAAUCUAUAUUUCUAUUUUUAUUAGACCAUAGACGAUUGUACUUAAUUUACUUUAUUUGGAUAACAAUAAAAUGUAUAUGUGUUACGAAGUGACGAAUUAUUGUUUACUUUUCGAAUAAUUAUGAGUUUCUUCACGGCAAUUAUUCCUUUCUUUAAUAACGAUAAACCGGUUGAUCUUUCGUAAGAGUAGCGUAUUGUUGUGUGAAGUACGAAUGAAAAACGAGACAUUCAUAUAAAAGAUACACAUAUUCUAAAUCGAAAGUUUCAAUUAUCGAUAUAAUGCACUUUUAAGAUUGUCAAAGUGAAAUUUUACGAUGUCAUUGUUGAAGUUUACAAGAUACAAAUUACAGUACUAAAUUAACUGUUCGUUACACAUAAGUUUCAGAGUUUUAUCCUUAAGUAUUUCCGUUCAAAGUUUAAUUGUAAGGAUUUUUCUAUUGUUUAUUAUGAAAAAUCGUUGAAUUUUUCCGAAGGAAAGCAAAAAUGACUUUACAUGCAUUUUACUGAUGAAGUAUUAAAUUUAUAACAAACAAAUUAAGAUGAAUUAUGUACAAGCUAGAAAAAUUACCGAGGAAAAAAAUUUAUUAAGCGAGUGGCAGAUAACUAAUUAUUGAAUAAUAAGCUAACUCGUGAUUGUUUAGAUGAACAGAAGUAAACUCAGAAGUCGGUAAAAUAACUAUAAAAAAUUAACUUAGACUCAAUAGUCGUGACUAUGUUGCUUAAACUCAAAUCACGUAUACAGAAUGCAAAGUAAAAAUAGUUUCAAUCGAAGAACAAAAAAAUGUACUCAUACUUUUUUUUCAGCAUGCUUGAUAAAGAAAGAAACAAUUUACAAAUAAACACAUAUUGUACGUUUCAAACUCAUCUCUUCGAGCGGUGCGAAGAUACUUUGACACUGCUGUUUAUCACCGCUGAUACGUCCAUUUCGUCCAUAAUUUUUUAUCAUUUAUUUAAUUUCUAAAUCUAAGCGACCGAUAAAAAUGUUACAUGUAUUUACAGAUGACACAAAGUUCUGUUUUGAAGAAAAAAUUUUGUAAUUUAACAAAAGCAAUCGAAUUGCGCACUGUAACAUCAACAAACUAUAACAAAUACGCUAUAUCUGCAUUGGGUUUUAUACGUUGUUAAAGGUAAUCAAAAUAAUUAUAAUAAUAAAACUCGAGAGAUUGUUCAAGGGAUUUUUUCUUACAGUGCUCAGUUCGAUGAGAAGCCCAUUUACGAAGAAGGCUCGAUUUUUGCAACUAAAUUUUUACAAUAUACUUGAUACUAUAUUCUGUAAAGCAGAGAUAACAAACAAAGGCAAACGAAAGUGAAAAAAACAGCCGUAUAUAUUAUAGGCAGUAGUGCUCGAGAUGAAAGCUAAAAAUAAAGAAAAAAAGGAAAUGAGACUCGUUGUGCCAAUAAUAUUUACCGUUACGAUAAGCCAGAGAAAGGACUGCGAAUUAGAAAAAAAAAUUAAACAAGUAUAUUAUAAAUAUAAACGAAUGUGCCAAAACGGAGAUAAAAAGGGGACUUGAGAGUUUUCUGAAAAAAAAAGAACGCGCUCAAACGGCACCGUACGAUGUAGAAUACGCCAUAACUGUUUAUGUAAAUAUCUGUGCAAUUGUAUAGAAAAGAGUAAUGCAGAGUUAUAUAUUAGGCAUUAAUUUUGUGAGGCUUCCUUUCUUGAGACCGAACUAACUCUUCUCUCUCAGUCUAAGUUUGCUUUCGAGACCUCUUUAUUUCUAUUUAUGUAUUAUUAUCGUCAACUUAAUCAUAUAAUUUUUAGCGAAUGGAAUGAAUAAUAUGUAUAGCUGUACACGUAAGUCUGCAUUGCGAUUCGCUAAUUUUUCGAAGAGUUUGCUUGGUCUCAAUCUAGUUGCAUUAUCAUUAAAAAACUAUUAUUGUGAUUACCUUCACCAUUUAUUGAAUUAUCAAUCGUAUUCCUAAGAGAUUACAGAGAAAAAAAAUUAAAAGGUGUGUGCAUUAACUAUUAUUGAUAUUGAUUUUAUGUGUAAUAUAAGCGUGCAACAUUCAAUGAAAUAAAACACUAAUUAAAUAACAAGAAAAGAUAUAUAGAAACAGAGUUGUAUAUAAUAAACAGAAGAAAACGUAUACCUAUAUUAUACGCACAUCAAUGGAGGUAUGGAGACAUAAAAAAAAAUAAACAAUCAUAGUUGUCUCAUGGCGAACGUAAUCGAAUCUCAUCGACGUCCAAAUAAUUUUAUUAAUUUCUCGUCUUGCGUUGACGUCACCGUCGAACCCAUCGCGUCGUCUAUGAUAUUUCACACGCAAAAUAAUAGAAAAAGAACUUGCGACAAUAUAUCAAAAGAAGACGAAAACGCGGAAGGAUGUACGCAUCGAAACGGGUGUUCGACGGCAAUGCCGAACGUGAUAUAUUUCUCGUAUUAAUACACGUGUCGAAAAAAAAUAAUCUAAGUAGCAAUAACGAAUGUCCAUUGUUCGUUCAACAUGCCAUAUGACGCAGAAGAAAAAAAUAACGCAACAAAAAAAGUAAAGAAAAAAGCGAGUUUCAAAGGUCCAGCGGGCACGUGAAAAAAAAUAAAGGAAAAUAUAACGUUUAGGAUCGAUGGUGAAUUAAUGCUCGCGUCUCGGAAUUGAAUCGCAUGAUACAUAAGAUAAACAAAUAUGGUAGAUACAAAGAUAAACAAUAAGGUAAAUUGAAUAUAUAAGAUAUAUAAAUAAAAAAUCGUAGAGAGAGAGCGAGUAAGAGAGCAUAUGAUUGUUGUUUUCAAAAUAUAUACAUAGAACGGAGCGAGAAAGAGCGAUCGAAAAAGUAUGUAUGUGUGAUGCGAGAGUGCGGGACGGUGGUUCAUUUUCGAGACGAUCGCGAUUUGUAGGUGAAAAAUUCUGAAAUGGG
Messenger RNA from Phymastichus coffea, 8957 nucleotides. Its product is annotated as protein PALS1. Gene Ontology annotation, molecular function: protein binding. Lineage: Eukaryota; Metazoa; Arthropoda; Insecta; Hymenoptera; Eulophidae. Gene Ontology annotation, biological process: morphogenesis of an epithelial sheet; generation of neurons; establishment or maintenance of polarity of embryonic epithelium. The record is from RefSeq and is a predicted model, not a curated record. Gene Ontology annotation, cellular component: plasma membrane; adherens junction. The coding region runs from base 1336 to 5784 and encodes 1482 amino acids. The transcript is spliced from 15 exons.